This is a messenger RNA of Leptopilina boulardi, 2098 nucleotides long. Its product is annotated as glucose dehydrogenase [FAD, quinone]-like. The record is from RefSeq and is a predicted model, not a curated record. The transcript has 11 exons. Bases 237 to 2018 code for a protein of 593 amino acids. NCBI's taxonomy places the organism in Eukaryota, Metazoa, Arthropoda, Insecta, Hymenoptera, Figitidae. Gene Ontology annotation, molecular function: ecdysone oxidase activity; flavin adenine dinucleotide binding.
UUUAUUACGUCAUUAGUGGAAAACAACAACGUGGUUUACAAAUUAAUGAACAAAAACAAAACAAAUAAUGAAAAUUUGUGAUAAAAUUUAACUAUAGAUAUUAUUAAUUGUUGAAAAAAUGUAAAAUAAAGUCAAGUGUUAUUGAUAUUUAUUAUAAAAAGUAGUAAAAAAUGUUGUCAAAAAUAUUUGUUUAUGAAAAAUAAGUUUUUAUUAUUAUAAUUUAUUUUUAAUGAAUUAUGGAAUUGUUUUGUUUAAUAAAAUAUUCUUCUUUUUUAAUAUAUAAUUUAAGUGUAUACUUAUUUGUUUACUAUUUAAAUAUUUAUAAUUCGUGGGAAAUUUAUAAAGAUUGGUGGUUUAAUGAAAUUAAAAAUAAUGAAAUCUAUGAUUAUAUUGUUGUUGGAGCAGGCAGUGCAGGUUCUGUACUUGCUUCAAGAUUAUCAGAAAAUGGAGAUAAAAUUUUAUUAAUUGAAGCAGGAGGAAUGCCACCAUCUCUUAUAAAUAUCCCAAUUAUUUCACCUGCACUUCAAGAAAGUAUUUACGAUUGGCGUUAUAUUACAACGUCCCAAACUAAUGCCUGUAAGGGUUUAAUUAAUAAUCAAAGCAUUUGGCCAAGGGGAAAAGUUUUUGGUGGAACAAGUCGAUUAAAUUAUAUGAUUUACGCUAGAGGACAUCCUGACGAUUUUAAAGAAUGGUUUCCAGAUUUUCAAGAAUUUUCUUUAGAAGAAAAUGAAUAUGUCAGUAUAAAUGAUUUAAAUUGGUCCACAAAACUUACAGAGAGUAUUUUAAAAGGUGUUAAUGAAAUGGGUUAUACCGUUCAAGAUAUAAAUAAAGAGAGGAAUACGGGUUUUAUGAAAACAAAAGUGUUUAUGAAAAAUGGUGAACGUUGGAGUUCAGAUAGAGUUCUUAAACAAAAUAAAAAUAAUUUGUUUAUAAUUAAUUAUGCCAAUGUUGACAAAGUUCUCUUUCAAUUAAAGAAAGCAAUAGGAGUUGAAUUUUCAAAAUUAGGUAAAACAUAUAAAGCAUUAGCGACUAAGGGAAUUAUUUUAAGUGCUGGAGCAAUUGGUACGCCAAAAAUUUUAAUGCUUUCUGGAGUUGGACCAAAGAAUCAUUUAGAUGAAUUGAAGAUUGAUGUCGUAUCUGACCUACCAGUGGGUCAAAAUUUAAUGGAUCAUUUAAUAACUGGUUUGGAUUUAGUGAUACUUAAUUCUAGUCAACCUGUCAGUAUUAUUGAUCUUCUAAAUCCUUUGUCAGCGUAUCAAUAUUACUUUCAUAAAAAAGGAUUAUGGAGUUUUAACGGGAUUGAUGUAAUUGGCACAUUUCACAGUUCUUUACAAAAUAAUAUAUCUGCGCCACCAGAUUUGGAAUUAAUGGUAAUGCCUAUAGGAAUUUCGCAAGAUAAUGGAAUUAAUUGGAGGAAAGCAAUGGGUAUUUCAGAUAAGGUAUUUCAAGAAUAUUUUGCACGCCUUACUUAUCAAAAUGUAGUUACUUUAGCGCCAGUUUUAUUACAUCCAAAAAGCUUAGGAGAAAUUAAACUUCAAAGUAAAAAUCCUCGUGACUCCCCAAUUAUUAAUCCUAAUUAUUUAUCGAAUAAUGAAGAUGUUAAAACUUUAAUAGAAGGUAUUCAAUUUGUUAAAAAGUUAUUAACUACAGAAACUAUGAAACAAUUGGGAGCAACACUUUAUCGAAAACCUUUUCCUGGUUGUGAAGAAAAAAUUUUCGAUAGUAAAGAUUAUUGGGAAUGUUAUAUUCGCCAUUUGACGUUAACUUCCUAUCAUCCCGCAGGAACUUCUAGCAUGGGAUCAGUAGUAGAUAAAUCAUUUAGGGUGUACAAUACAACGAAUUUGUAUGUUGUCGACGCUUCUGUAUUUCCAAUUCUACCUAGUGGAAAUAUUAACGCAGCUGUUAUAAUGCUUGCCGAAAAAGCUGCUCAAUUAUUUCAACAAAGGCAAAAGAAUCAAUUGUUUGGUAAAUGUCACGUCAGAAAUAUAUUUUUUCUACGAUCGUCAAAUGUUUUCUAACCAAAAUUAAUUUUCUUGUUAUUAAUAUUUUUUGUUAAUAUUCUAUUGAAUAUUAAAAAUGUUAGUAUUUAUCAAACAAA